CGGUAGUAGCGGUGCAUUGUGGGCCAGGAGAGUGACCCUGAGCUGGUCUGCUGCUUGCUCAGUUGUUCGGUGCCCGGAGAAGGCAGGGGUGAAUCAUGUGGUAUGAAAUAUUACCCAGCUUAGCUAUAAUGACUGGCUGCCUGAUGGUGCCAGGACUGGCCACCACCUGGAUCCAGCGGUACACCAAUGGGGGCAAGGAAAAGAGACUUGCUCGCAAUCAUUACCAGUGGUAUCUAAUGGAGAGAGACAAGAGAGUUUCUAAGGAACAAAUAUAUUACAAAUCAAAGGGAUUGGAAAAUAUUGAAUAAUUUUCAAUGUGCCGAAUAGAAGAAACCAGAAAUGUAACACACCUUUCAUUUCAUUAUAUUUAAAUAAAAUGUGUAAAUAUA
Pelobates fuscus (common spadefoot toad) is the source of this 389-nucleotide messenger RNA. It is a transcript of the gene NDUFA1, whose product is annotated as NADH:ubiquinone oxidoreductase subunit A1. Lineage: Eukaryota; Metazoa; Chordata; Amphibia; Anura; Pelobatidae. Bases 96 to 308 code for a protein of 70 amino acids. The record is from RefSeq and is a predicted model, not a curated record. The transcript has 3 exons.